Molecule: messenger RNA, 1662 nt
Organism: Brugia pahangi
Lineage: Eukaryota; Metazoa; Nematoda; Chromadorea; Rhabditida; Onchocercidae
Source: the annotation of a GenBank genome assembly
AUGUCUAUUCGAAGACGUACAAAGAAAUUGGAUAUUUCAAUGCCAACUAAUUUUGAGCACCGUUAUCAUGCAGGAUUUGAUCCGGUUACUGGCCAGUAUCAUGGUUUACCGAAGCAGUGGCAAGCAAUAAUAGGUAUAACUCCAAAUAGACGUGGUCGUCCACGACCGAUGGUUGAUCCCAGUUGUAUAACACCGAUGGAAAUAGCAGAAAUUAAGACAGUUGUUCGUGGAGAUGUGCCACAGUCGUGUCAUAAAGAAAUCAAUUUCGGUGGUAUGCCAAUGAGUAGUAAAUUACGAAAAGAUCAUAAUAAUUUGCAAGAUGAUGUGCGGAAUGAUUUCACACGGACGUUACCUAUCUCAGAUGCAUGGACAAGUCUUCACCACCCUAUGCAACCAAGGCGUCACGCUCAGCAGCAUUUAUCUGUUAAUUUUCAAAGACCUAAUCCAGUAGAAAUGAAUUUACCUCGAACCUCAACAUGCCACAAUGCAAUGUUUUAUGUUGCUUUUUGCAUUGAAGGCUUACUACAGUCUGUGCAUUUGAAACAGAACUCUUCGUAUUCUACACAGUAUGAUCUGGCAAAUGCCGUCGAAGUAUAUCCGGAAAAUUAUGCUUUAUUGCAGCAGUCGAAUCUCCUCUACAGUAGUGGACUACAAGUUGAAAUGAAUCCUCGGCCAUCGACAUUAACACAUAAUGAAGCGUCAGCAUAUAGGCCUAAUAAUUCAACGAUGCAUAAUAAUAUACGGCAGAAACGAGAUCACUCUCAUAAUCGAUUAUCUCAUGAUGAGUUCCGUGCUGCACUGAAGUUGGUUGUAUUGCCAGGAGAUCCUCGAGCGGACUUGACAAAUUAUACACAAAUUGGUGAAGGCUCUACCGGUACUGUAGUAACUGCACAUCAAAUAUCAACUGGAAGGAAAAUUGCUAUAAAAAAGAUGAAUAUUUUGAAACAGCAGCGAAGAGAGUUGUUAUUUAAUGAGGUUUUAAUUAUGCGUGAUUACGAGCAUCCUAACGUUGUUGAAAUGUAUGGUUCCUAUUUGGUAGGUGAUGAAUUGUGGGUACUGAUGGAAUAUAUGGAAGGCGGUGCACUAACUGACAUUAUUACCCAGAUGAGAAUCGAUGAACCAGCAAUAGCAACCAUUUGUGUGCAAUGCUUGAAAGCGCUAGAAUAUUUACACUCCAAAGGCGUCGUACAUCGUGAUAUUAAAAGUGAUUCAAUAUUACUCACAAAAGACGGUGUGGCAAAGAUUUCUGAUUUUGGUUUCUGUGGUCAGUUAUCGGUUGAUAUACCACAGCGGCGUAGCCUUGUUGGAACGCCAUAUUGGAUGUCACCGGAGGUAAUAAGUAGGUUGCCAUACGGUACUGAAGCUGACAUUUGGUCAUUAGGCAUAAUGGUCAUCGAAAUGGUACAGGGAGAACCGCCACUUUUUAAUGUUCAACCUUUACAAGCAAUGAAAAUGAUUCGUGAUAAUGGACCGCCAAAAAUUAAUGAACCUGUGAACGUUUCACCUGAAUUAGCUUCAUUUAUUUCGCAAAUGUUGGUUCGUGAUGUGAAACAGCGUGCUACAGCAUCCCAACUAUUAAAUCAUGAAUUCUUGAAGAAAGCUUGCGAUCCAUCAGUAAUAUGUUCAAUGAUGAAUAUCACUAGAAAUCUCGAAACUGUAUAG